Syzygium oleosum is the source of this 882-nucleotide messenger RNA. RefSeq lists its product as uncharacterized. The transcript has a single exon. Lineage: Eukaryota; Viridiplantae; Streptophyta; Magnoliopsida; Myrtales; Myrtaceae. Gene Ontology annotation, biological process: root development; shoot system development. Bases 1 to 882 code for a protein of 293 amino acids. The record is from RefSeq and is a predicted model, not a curated record.
AUGGCUGAUUCACUGGAGAUUACUAAAACCACAGGCCACUCACGCUCAAUCAGCUUGCCUUCCAGAAGUCACCCUCUCGCAACAGCUGUCGAAGAGCAGCUGCAGAGGUUGAGAUCAUCAGAUGCAACUUCCUCAUCUCCGGCCUCAUCAGCACCCCAAAAGUUAGGAGGCCUUAAUGAUCUGUACGACUGCAUUGAUGAUUGGCUUCAGAUGCCUCUAACCCAGCAGGCUCUUUCCCAUGAACACCAUAGGAGUUCUAUGGAAGAGUUGUUGGAUGGUUCUGUGAAGCUAUUGGAUGUCUGUGGGAACGUAAGAGAUAUUUUUUCACAUACAAAGGAAUGCAUCCAGGAACUCGAGUCAUCAUUCCGGAGAAGGAGAGGAGGGGGUUCUGAAAAGGCAAGUGAAGUUGAGACAUACAUCAAAUCUAGGAAAAAAUUGCAGAAAAUGGUCGCAAAACUUUUGGAUCAUUUGAAGAAGAUGGUGAAGAAAAACCACCUGAGAAAACACUCAAAACCUGAGGCUACUCUCAGUGUACUAAGAGAAGCUGAAGAAAUCAGUUUUUCAGUAUUUGAGUCCCUAUUGCAUGUCCUUUCAGGGCCGAGGGAAAGAUUGAAGCCUGUCAGUUGGUCUAUGGUCUCAAAUAUGUUGUCACCUAAACGCAUAUCAUGUGAUGAGAAAGCAGAAUACGACCAAAUCCAAGGCUUGGAUGUCGAAUUGACCAUUUUGAAAUCUGCUAAAGAUGCUAAUCCUCAAGUUGACAAUGUAUCUAAGAGAAUGGAGGCAUUGGAAUUGAGCAUUCGGGAAAUUGAGGAGGACGUGGAAUGCAUAUUCAGGAGACUUGUCAAAACAAGAGCUGGUCUUCUCAAUAUAAUCAACUGCUAG